Molecule: messenger RNA, 1044 nt
Organism: Carlito syrichta (Philippine tarsier)
Lineage: Eukaryota; Metazoa; Chordata; Mammalia; Primates; Tarsiidae
Product: melanoma-associated antigen B10-like
Exons: 1
Coding region: 1-1044 (347 amino acids)
Biological process (GO): negative regulation of transcription by RNA polymerase II
Cellular component (GO): nucleus
Source: RefSeq, a predicted model, not a curated record
AUGCCACGAGGUCGAAAGAGUAAGCUCCGUGCCCGCGAGAAACGCCAUCAGGCUCAAGCAGAGCCUAUGAAUCUUAUGGGUGCUCAGGCCACUUCAGGAGUGGGCAGAGUGUCUCCUUCUUCUUCUGCAUGGUCCAGGAGGAAUCAACAGAGCUCAGCUACUGCUGGGUCAACCAGCAAUCCCCAGGGGCCUCAGAGAGCCACAUUCACCACCACUGCUGCUGCAGGUGUUUCACAAGCAAGAUCUAAUGGAAGAGCCAACAACCAGGUGGAGAGAAGGCCAAGAUCCUCACAGGUUCGGGCUGCCACCGAACAAUUGCCUAGAGGACCUAUAGAUGAGAAGGUGGUUAUAUUGGUGCAUUACAUGCUGUACAAAUAUCAAAGGAAAGAACCCAUUAAGAAGGUAGACAUGAUGAGAGAUAUAAUCCAAAUGCACAGGAGCCACUACAAGGAGAUCCUAAAGAAAGCUUCCGAGCACCUGGAGAUGGUCUUUGGCCUUGAUCUGAAAGAAAUGGAUCCCAAUAGGCACAUCUAUGUCCUUGUCAACAAACUGGUACAAAGCUAUGAUACAAGGGUAAGUGAUGGCAGAGGUGUGCCCACGACUGGCUUGCUGAUGACCAUCCUUGGUGUGAUCUUCAAAAAAGGUAAUUGUGCCACUGAGGAGCAAAUCUGGGAAGUAUUGAAUGUGAUGGGGUUAUAUAAAGGGAGAAGGCACUUUAUUUUUGGGGAGCCCAGGAAGCUCAUCACUCAAGAUUUGGUGAAAGAAAAGUACCUGGAGUACCAGCAGGUGCCCAACAGUUAUCCUCCACGCUAUCAAUUCCUGUGGGGUCCAAGAGCCUAUGCCGAAACCAGCAAAAUGAAAGUUCUUGAGUUUUGGGCCAAAGUCAGUGAUACAGUUCCCAGCGCCUUCCCAUCCUGGUAUGAAGAGGCUUUAAGAGAAGAAGAAGAGAAAGCUGAAGCCAGAGCUGCAUCCAGAGCUCACAUUCGUGCCAUGGCCAGUGCACGUUCCAGAGCCUUGUCUACCAGAUCCUCUCCCCGCUCGUAG